CCCCCCCCGCUCUUCUCCCUCCUCAUCGCGGGCUCGCGCCAGCGGCUUUUGCUUGGCAGUCAGAACGGAGGGGAGCGGAGCGGAGGGAGGACAGGCAGGAGUGAAGGGGGUGGGGGCAGUUAGUGUCCCUUGUCUGUCUUCCCGAACAUUCCUUCAGCGUGGGGGCCGAUUGAUCGCAUAGCCGUUCGGAGCGGAGCCGGACUAUGUGCGGAUAGAAGAGGCCAGAAUUGCUAGUACAAAAAUGAUGGCUGCUGCUCAGCCAGUAGUUUCUGGUUUGCAGCCACUGUUGGAAACCUUGGAAGACUCAUCUAUUUCAUCCACUGAGCAAGUGGAUGCCUAUCUUACCAUUUCCAGCCGUCUGAGUGGAGAAGAUGGAAAAGAAUUUGCUGCUGCAGUUGGCAAACAGUUUACUCGCCUCUGUGAAGCAUUUAAAACUCAUCUUUCAAGUUCGGAUUCAGAACUUUGUAAUGCAGCACUACAAGCCUUGGGAUUCUGUGUUUUUCACAGUAAUAUUAGUGCUGGAUUGUCAGAACCUGAAGCCAGACAGUUGAUUAUGACACUCUGUGAUAUUGCAGUCAAGUCAACUGAUAAGAACACGUGUACAAGAGCACUUUGGGUUAUAUCAAAACAGAGUUUUUGUGCAGAAGUGGUUGCGAAGGAGGUUCAAAAUGUACUUGGAGCAAUGGAAACAAUAUUAACAAGAGAUCAACAGUCAAUGGUCAUUGAACAUGAAGCCUUAAACCUUAUUAUAAGGCUGGUAGAGCAGACACCAGUUCAGAUGGGAGAAAAUGCUGUUCAAUGGGCCAGGCUAAUACUUCCUCUUGUAGUUCAUUCAGCCCCCAAAGUACGGUUACGGGCAGCAACAGCUCUGGAAAUGGGGCUACCACUUCUACUUCAAAAGCAGCCGGAUAUAGCAGGCAUAAUUGAGCCCCUAAUGACCUCAAAAAUGAUUCCAGAGCUCCAGAAACUCUUCACAACAAAAAAUGAAACUUAUGUGUUGAAAUUGUGGCCCCUCUUUGUGAAAUUGUUGGGAAAGUCAUUGCACCGUGGAGGAAGUUUCAUUAAUUCUCUACUGCAUUUGGAGGAGUUGGGCUUUCGUAGUGGCUCUCCAGUUGUGAAGAAAAUAGCUUUCAUUGCCUGGAAAAGCUUGAUUGAUAAUUUUGCAUUGAAUCCUGAUAUACUUUGCAGUGCAAAACGGCUCCGGUUGCUCAUGCAGCCACUGAGUUCUAUUCACGUAAGAACGGAGAUUUUGGGCCUUGCCAAAUUAGAGGUCUGGUGGUAUUUGGCUCUUCGGCUAGGCCCACUGCUUUCUGCUAACUUUGAACAGGUAUGUAUCCCGCUACUGCAGAGUGCAUUUGGUAUUGAUGGAACUGUGCAUCCACCAGGAACACCUUGCAGAACUGCAAUGAUCUCUCCUAUUACAACCCCAGCCUCUGUACAAAAACCUGCUGCUUUUCCUACACCGAGUCCAGCAGUGCCAAGAUUGCAAUUGAAUUCCAGCCUCUCAGCAUUGCCAGUAAUGCAGGCAGUGCAGCUUGUAGGAGUCGAAGUAUUACUUCAUCUUCUGGUGGGUCCUGAGGUCACUGAUCUGGUUAAACAGAACAAGCUCCAGCUUAGUUUAGACCCUCUGCAGCACCCAUUAAUUAAUAGUCCUUCGUUCUUUUGCAAGAAUGCUGGAACCCUGAUAACCGCAGUCAGAGAUGCAUUCAUUACUGUUGGCAAACUGGGUGAAGAUGCCAUGCUUAAUCUUAUUUGGAAACAUCUGAUCAGCUAUGUGAGAAAUGCCAUUGAGUCAGGCUCAAAAAAGGAACGGCAGGCAUCAGAGGUAUUGACGCUGCUGUUGCAAGCAUUGCAGCAGAUAGUGAAUUCAGAUGCCAUCUCUGCUCUCAAAGCUUUGACUCUUAUAGAGGCAACCGUCAAAGGACUCCCUCAAAAGGUCUUGGGAUCACCAGCAUACCAGGUCGCCAACAUGGACAUUCUGAAUGGCACUCCUGCGCUCUUCAUGAUUAUCCUGCUCUUUCACAGCAGUUUACUGGAAGGCUGUGUGGUUGAAGAAAGGUUUUUCAUGAUUCUUGAGAUGCUUGUUGGAUAUGGACUGUCUGGUCCCACGUGUUCAUUGGCAUUCAGCGAGUCAGUUUUAAAUGUUAUUAACCAGUCUGCAGCACUGGUCGUGAAUAAGGAGCACCUUUGGCGAAUGUGGAGCAUUGUCGUUAACCCAUUGACUGAGCGGGUGACCCAGACAAAUGAAGUAAAUCAAGGGGAUGCACUAGAACAUAAUUUCAGUGCUAUGUACAUUGCUUUGACGCUACCCAUCAAUCAGUUGAUUUCAAAGCAGAAUUUUCCACAGCCUACAAUGAAGUCCCUGCUGAGAACAUGGGCCGAGUUGUAUAAAACAUUUGCGCGUUGCGCAGCUCUGGUGGCAACAGCAGAAGCCAAUGUAUGCUGCGAGGAACUAAGUGCCAAAAUCUUAUCAACAUUGGAUGAUGUCACCUUAUCUAACUUAUCCACAUUGGAUGCCAUUGUUCAUGUCCUGAAUGUGAUGGUUGAGUGUGUUGACUUCUCUCAGUUCUCAAAAUUUCAGCAAAAAUCAAACUCACCACACACCCCUACCCACUGGCUAACGAAAAAACAGGAACCUCUAGGAAACCUAACUUCACUGCUUAAGCUUUUAUUGAAAAUCACAAGUGCUUUUCAUGAGCUAAGCUCCAAAGAAUCUCAAUUUGAUAUGCCAACAGCAGGAAUGGUAUCUAUUGGAGUUGGUAUUGUUGGCAUUCUGUCCAGUAUCUUCAAUCAUCUGUCCCUGGCUUCAGCAAUUCAAGCAGUCUUAACCAACUUGGCAGGCUCUAUAUCAAUCUUCUAUGAAAGGGCUUCAAAUCCAGUUAAUGGGACUUCAAAGGUGUACACCACUCAUCUGUGCAACAAGCUGGAGAAGCUGCACGCGGAUAUUCUUCUCUGCCUACAAUCCCGUUACACAUCGACCUAUGACAGCGACUUGCUGGAACAACUGUCAUCACUGCUCAGCACCACUUUCCUACACAAGAACCGUCAGAUCAGGAACCAGACCACACAGUUUUGGAAUGCUACAUUUGCCAAAAGUAUAGCGUUAAACUAUCCACAACAAAUUAAGUCAGUAUUAAGUCAGGUCAAGCAGAAAACCCCCAUAAUAUUGCCUGGCUUUGAGACAUUAGAAUUGAUUGAAGAAUCAAAUGAGCCUUACUCAGAUUUGUCAGAAAAUUCCCAGUUAGAUGCUAAAGUCAGCGGUGUGCAAGUUAAUUCAGUUGGAAAAAGAGAAUCAUUGCUUGCUAGAGCCGAAGAACUAAGAGAGAAGAGUUUGCCUCAAACUCCAGCAAAAUUGAAGCUAGAUUUUUCUUCUCCCAAAGUGCCACGACGAGAGCUACUUCUAGAGGAGGAGAAAUCGAUAGAUUUUGUGUUUAUACCACCUGAACCUAAACAGCGGAUAUUGACAGAACAUCAGAAAGAGGUGUUACAGACAAAGAGGACUGACAUUCCUGCAAUGUACAAUAAUUUGGAUGCAUCUCAGGAUUCCCACUUGUUUUCCCAGUACACACAAUCUCAGGACAGUUUGGAUAACCCUGCAAUAGAAGCUGAAAAAGCAGAAAAAACUUCUGAAGAACCACCACAGAAUGAAAAUAUGGAAACUGAAAAUGAAUUUCAUACCCAGGUUGCAACGGAGGCAAGCAGUGAAGAUAAAUUGUUUGAUCAAGAAACUGACCAAGACUCUGCUGGUCACAAGGGAAGUAGGACUGAACAAAUCAUUGGAGAUUCUAUAGACCUUAAUUGCAGUGGCAAACAAGAGGAAUUGAAGAACACGGCGGCUGAAUCUACGUCAAACUGCACUGGUGGUGCUUCUGAAUCGGGGGUCAGCAGUGCAGAGGUCAGCGGUAGUUCUACCUCCUCCGACAUUAUCUCUGGAACACCACAAAAAUCCAGCAGCAGACGACAAUCGUUUAUUACUCUGGAGAAGUUUGAUCCCUCCACUACGUGCAGCUUCAGUAAAUCACCUUUGGGUAAAUUUGCACAAGCAGCUGCUGAAGCUUUUGUUCCUCAGCAGACCGAAGCAAUGGAGGUGGAAGAUGUAUCACAGCUUGAGGUGGACAAAGUUUGCCAGGAUGUCAGUUUGAAUAAUACAAAAACUGAAGCAGUGAAUGUCUCAAUCACUGAGGGGAAACGUGGUAGACGCAGGCAAAAUAAAACUGAACAGUCGAUUGUAGAAAAACCAACCAACUGCACCAAAGCACCCAGAAGUAUUAAGAGUUCUGAAGUUGAAUCAUCUGAUGCAAAAGAAAAUUCUUCAACUAAUGAUAGAGACACUCCUAAUAAAAACAAAGCUGACUGCAGCCGAAGUUCUGAGAGUCGGACAAGUAACAAACAGACGAAAGGCAGUGUUUUUAAUGAAGAGAAGAAUCCUGCAUCAUCUGUGGUUUUGAAAGAGAAAGCUUCAGCAGAAGGUGCUCCAAGCACACAAGAUGAGAAGAAUGCACAUUCUUCAAUUCUGACAAACAAAACACUAAGACGUUCUUCUAGGAAGCACUUGGAUGUGGCAGUGGCUGCUCAGGCAGGCAACAAGGGAAAAAGGGAGGAUAAUAAACUUGGAAAAAGAUCACAAAACGAGGCGGCAGAACCGCUUCAGAGCAAGUCUCAGCAUGACGAGCUUUCAAAGGGAAAGGAGAAUGAUUCUAAAACUUCACCUGGCAAGUCAGCAACUGAGAAAAGCAGGUCUUUAAAAACUGAUUCUCAAGACUCUGAUUCUAACAAAACUACCCCAGCUGCUGGCAAAGUCCGCCCUCGUUACCAGACUCGUAGGGCAUCCCAAGGCUUGUCUGACUUGGAGAACAGCUGUUGUAGCAUGACCGAAUCAGAGAGUUCUGAAGGCAACUCAAAAGUUCAGGAUGGUCAAAAGAAAAGAAGAGCGUUUAAGGGGAAAACAAAGACCAAAGACCUGUCCCUUGAGGACAGCAAGACCAAAAAUGUGGUGGAACAUGAACCGACUUUGGGCAGUCAACUAUACUCAAAAAAUGAAACUAUGGAGAUGCAGUGUUCAGAAACAGAAUUGGAGAUUGAAAAUAAGCAAGAAGAUGCAGUGAUGACACAAGUGGUAGAUAUAGAAAAUCUGGAUGAAAUAAAUACUGCACAGAUGUCUCCAGGGACUUGCGCUUUAGUUGAAAAGCCAAAUGCAGAAGAGGACCCCAAAAUGCACAGCAUAGCACAUCCCACAAGAGGAGUGUCUGAAACUGUUGAAAGUGUUAAAACUGAGCUUGAUUUAGAACGAGGCAAAACAGAAGAAGCCUGCACUAUUGUCCAUGUUGAAUCCUUGCCUUAUGAGGCAGGAGUUUCAACAACUGAAUUAUCAACUGACGAUUGUUCAAAUCUUUCAGAUGUGCAACUUUCAGUCAAGAAGAGCCAGCAGUUGAAUGAGUGCCAAGUGAGAAGUAAAAGGACCAGGAAAACUAAAAACUGUGAUUGUUGCAAAGACUCUUCACAACAGCAUGGGAAGUCACGAUUGGAAAGCAAAGAGAGUUCCACUAAACGAGAGCCACGAUCUGAUGAUCAGAAAGAACAUGUUCCACACCUAAGUUCAGUUUAUUAUUCUUCUACAGAAGGGCUAUUAAAAAGUCCCACAUUUAACGACACUGUAAAUGAUGGACCCUGUGCAUUUAGCACUCCCCUUUCGGGGGAUAGCAAAACACAGUUUUUUGGUAUUUCUCUUAGUACUGUUGCAUCUGAGAUGGAUUUGGCUGAAGAGAAAAAGCUCACUCCGAGGAUUGAAACCUCCACGGAGCAGAAAGUGGUGGAGGAGUCCUAUUCAGAGCGGAAAGCACUGAAUGACUCUUCCACCGAGCCGAAAAUGGUGGAGGAGUCCUGUACAGAGGGGAAAGCAAUGGAUGACUCUUCCGUGGAGCAGAAAGUGCUGGAGGAGUACUGUACAGAGCGGAAAGCAAUGGAUGACUCUUCCACUGGUCAGAAAAUGGUGGAGUCCUCCUCUACAGAGCAGAAAGUGAUGGAUGACUCUUCCACUGGUCAGAAAAUGGUGGAGUCCUCCUCUACAGAGCAGAAAGUGAUGGAUGACUCUUCCACUGAGCAGGAAGUUGUGGAUGAGUCCUCUACAGAGUGGAAAGCAAUGGGUGAUCCUUCCACAGAGCAGAAAAUGAUGGAGGAGUCCUCUACAGAGCGGAAAGCGAUGGGUGACUCUUCCACUGGUCAGAAGAUGAUGGAGGAGUCCUCUACAGAGCAGAAAGCGAUGGGUGAUUCUUCCACAGAGCAGAAAGCUGAAGAAAUUUUAAAUUAUGGAGGGAGUGAACAAGUGGAAUUAAUGGAAGAGGCUGAUGGCACUGUUGAAGUGUCAAUGUCAGAAGGUAAACCAGUGUCCAAUGAUGUUGCCUUGAUAGAAGGUGAACAGUUGGAAAGCAAAGAAACACUAACUGGCUAUGAGCUGGACCAAGAUCAAAUGAGUAGGACAAGCGUUACUGCCCCAGUUGACAAAAUAGCCACAGUACUGCCUGAACCAGAUCAGGUGGAUGGGACAGAUGUUUUAACCCCAUUUGAUAAAAAGACUGUACAGGAUGAAUCAGUAACUGCAGAACAUUUUAAAGAUGCAGAGUCUGAUGGAAAUGAAGAAGCUUCUGAAGUGGGGUUAACCACAACAAUUAAUCUCCCCAAACCUAUGAUAACAGACUGUAAUGUGGUUGAGCACAUGUCAGAGCACCUCAUGGAAUCACCCCAAAAAACUAAAAAUGAUGUCCCAUUUCUUGUUGGAUCAAUGCACAGUCCUUCUGAAAUGCAGGCAUGCUGUGUGUGGUCACCCACAGCAUCACCUUCUACAAGUAUCCUCAAGAAAGGAAUUAAACGGCCAUCUGAAAAUGAUUCUCCUUCUCCAAUGAAUAAGAUCCGUCGCGUUUCGUUUGCAGAUCCAAUUCAGCGGGAAGGAUUAGCAGAUGAUAUUGAUCGCCGUAGCCCUGUAGUGAGAUCCCAUUCUUCUUCUGGAAGUUCUCCUGCAUUAAAUCACUCUGCCACAAAUGGUUGCAACCGGUCCAAUGUUCAAUCCAAGUACAACACCACUCCAACUAAAGGUUUCCUGUCUCCAAGCACUCGCAGCUCUGGCUAUAAAAGUUCAAAGAAAUGUUUGAUCUCAGAGAUGAGUAAAGAAUCUGGGGCAGUGUCUACAGCUGCCGUGUAUCCGGCUCUGAUCAGCUGCUCUUUACCAGUAGAGACCAUUCUACCCCAGCUUGCCUCUAACAUGUGGGCCCGAGGUCUGGGCCAGCUUGUAAGAGCUAAAAACAUCAAGACCAUUGGUGACCUGAGCUCGCUUACAGUGGCUGAAAUUAAGUUGCUUCCAAUCCGUUCUCCAAAAGUCUUUGUUGUGAAAAAGGCUCUCAAAGCCUUCUAUGAACAGCAGAGGAAAUCCCUUGGGUUAGAUGAAGAUAGUGUAUUUGAAAAUGAGAAGAUAGUAAAUGGAACAGAGGACAGCAGUUACUCUAACGGUGACGACGAGAAGCUAGCAACAGAUUUAGUUGAGACUGCACCACCUGCCAUUACUCCUUCCACAGCCCUGGUUUCUGAAGUUAACGCCCUUUCUGCUCGCUUUUUCUCUGAGAACUUGAAUGAACACUCUGGGAGUCAACUCUUUGCAAUGCACCAGCAGCUGAGCAGCAUGAUGAACUGCAUCAUGGGAAACCUACGGUCUCGCUGGAGGUCAUCACCACAUGAAGCUGCUGACUGAACUUUUAAGUUACGUGAACUGGCAAAGUUCACCCAAAAGGAUGGAGAGCAUUGACUGCCUCACCCUGCCCUUACUCUCCCCAACAGGCUAACUUUUCCUUACCUUUGAUAAUUCCCCACAUUCUUUUUGUUCAGUGUAGUUUCCUCCUAGGAUAACAUCCUGCUGCUCUCGCAGUUGAGCCUUUGCCUCCAUCUUAGAGGGUUGAGAGUUUGAAUUGCAGCCUUGCCUGCUUUUCAAACUCAUCUGUCCUCUUAUGGAGGUAUUCUAGUAAAUUACAGCAAUAAGUGGCCUAGUCAGAGUGGGAGCUGCAAUCCGGCGGUGAGCACCUCCUGUUCUAUAGAAGCUCAUCCCCUUGGCUGAUCCAGAUUGAUAUCACCAGCUGUGCCAUUACCAUGGGAGGCUGCCUUCCCUGAAGGGCAAAUAGAGAGACAUUUGAUAUUUAAAGAAUGGGGUUGAAGGGAAUAUUGUUUCAAGAGAUUAGGAAUUAAUUUCCUAAAAUAAAAGUGCUGACCAGAAAUCAAUCUUAUUCUGGUGUACUGCUUUACAGAGAGGCAAACCAAACACAAGCUGGUAACUGGAGAGGGCCCAACUUGGUAAAAAUUAUCUUUUUUAAAAGCAGUAGGGCAGAACUCUGUGCAGGAAGAGGACCACACAUGGAGCUUUCAUUUGAGAGACUCAUGCUAUGUAAAUUGAUAAAAGUAGUUUUUUUUAAAUGGAGAUUUUCUGUAAGGAAAAUAAUUUUGAUGUUAAAUUAUAUUGUUUUACCAAAUGCAUUUUUGCUUUUUACUUAGCAGAAUAUCACAGUGGAAUACUGCUGCUAAUUCUGUAUUUCUGGCCAUUACUUGACUUUUGUAGUGAUGUUUAUAGCUGCCAGAGUAAAUCAGUGCACAGAAAUGGAAUCAGAGCUGCACUUUUUUUAAUUAAAUCUGUGCUUAAGCUCACCAUGAUACUCUUGUACAAAUAAAAUAAAUUGCAAUU
Carcharodon carcharias (great white shark) is the source of this 8716-nucleotide messenger RNA. RefSeq names its product replication timing regulatory factor 1 (gene rif1). Lineage: Eukaryota; Metazoa; Chordata; Chondrichthyes; Lamniformes; Lamnidae. Gene Ontology annotation, cellular component: nucleus. Gene Ontology annotation, biological process: telomere maintenance. Bases 242 to 7738 code for a protein of 2498 amino acids. The record is from RefSeq and is a predicted model, not a curated record. The transcript is spliced from 36 exons.